This is a messenger RNA of Nerophis lumbriciformis (worm pipefish), 3310 nucleotides long. The record is from RefSeq and is a predicted model, not a curated record. Lineage: Eukaryota; Metazoa; Chordata; Actinopteri; Syngnathiformes; Syngnathidae.
GAGACGUCAGCCACUCCGACCUAUCUCUGCAGCGCGUCACAGGGACUUUCCCCGAGAGGGAAGAAGAUGAACUUUAAGGAAAUAAUCUCCAUAAUAUUCACUUUUAAACAACAAGUCUAGUCUGUCGGUGAACAUUCAUGAAUGCUCGGUGCGUGACCGUGAAAGAAGAAAUGUCCACGUCGCGUCACGGCGUCCUCCACACUGUAAACACGGACACGAUGGACAAAGUCAAAUGAAAGUUGACCGACUUCAGCGUUCAUGUUCAGUUCGUCGCCAACAAGGAACCAUGGCGGGGGACGAUCACUUCCUUCCUGCGAACAGUCAGAUACUGGACACACUGAUGAUGGACCCGUCCUGGGACUUCCCACAAUUCACUACGCUCACGACUCACAGCUCGUCACUCAGGACAGGGGAUGGCCCUUUCCUGCAAAUCUUGGAGCAGCCCAAACAGAUAUCGAACUUUCUGACACCUGCACUGGCUCCCGGUACACUUAAGCGAGGCUUCAGGUUCCGCUACGGAUGCGAAGGUCCCUCUCAUGGCGGCCUGCCAGGAGCCUCUAGCGAGAAGAACAAAAAGACCUGUCCCGCUGUCAAGAUCUGUAACUACCAGGGUCCGGCCCGCGUGGUGGUCCAGCUGGUGACGGCGCUCACCAACCCCCCUCAGCUGCACGCUCACAGUCUGGUGGGCAAACACUGCGACAAUGGCGUGUGCAUGAUGGACGUGCCUGCCAAAGACUCCAACAUAACAUUUCCCAACUUGGGCAUCCUGCACGUGACCAAGAAGAACGUGGCCAAGACUCUGGAGGGGCGCAUGAUUGAGGCCUUCAGGAUGGGAUACAACUUUGGAGUCUCCAUCCACACUGACAUCGAUUCCCUGCAGGGGGAGGGCCGUGUCCCCCGUGAACUCAGCGAGCAUCAGUGCAGCUUGAUCAGCAGCGUGGCGUCGCUCCAGGCCAAGGAGAUGGACCUCAGCGUGGUGCGCCUCAUGUUCACCGCCUUCCUCCCAGACAGCGACGGCGCUUUCACCCGGCGACUUGACCCGGUGGUGUCAGAAGCCAUCUAUGACAGCAAGGCUCCAAAUGCUUCCAACCUGAAGAUCGUCAGGAUGGACCGGACCGCCGGCUGCGUGAGCGGAGGCGAGGAAGUCUACCUUCUGUGUGACAAAGUCCAGAAAGAUGACAUCCAGGUGCGCUUCUACGAAGAAGACGACUCGGGCGUCACCUGGGAGGCCCUGGGAGACUUCUCCCCCACUGACGUGCACAGACAGUUCGCCAUCGUCUUCAAGACUCCGAAGUAUCGAGACCAGAACCUGAAGAAGGCCACGUCUGUGUUUGUCCAGUUGAAGAGGAAAUCGGACAACGAGACCAGCGAACGCAAACCUUUCACCUACCACCCUCAGAUCAUAGACAAAGAGGAAGUGCAGAGGAAACGUCAGAAGACCUUGCCAAACUUCCAGGACUUCAGCGGCCAUGGAGGAGGAGCAGGAACAGGUGGAGGUCUAUACCGAGGAGGAGGAGGAGGUCCAUCAGCAGGGGGAGGUCCAGGCUCUGCUGGUGGAGCAGCUUACUUCCAGGGCUACUCCACUUUCAACUACGGAAGAGGAGCUGGAGGUGGAGCCUGUCCCACCGGAUACUCCACUGGUCUUGGAGGAGGUGGAGUCAAACAGGCCUCCCAGGACGACUCGGCAGACAGCAGCGCUGACGACAGCGACUCAGACGACCACUCGGAGGGCGGCGUCGUGCUGGCAUGUUCAGGGCGCCAGGAGGAAGAGGAGGAGUCGCAGUCAGAUGGAGACAUGGUGAGCAGCCGACACGUGGACGCUCUCUUCCACUACGCCGUUACGGGAAACGCGGCUUACCUGUUAGCUCUACAGCGCCCCCUGAUGGCGGCGCAGGACGAGGACGGAGACACUGGACUCCACCUGGCGGUCCUCCACAGCCAGCAGGCGGUGCUGGCCAGUCUGACUCAGGUGCUUGGCGCUUCACCCCUUCUGGACACGAGGAACCACCUCUACCAGACUCCUUUGCACCUGGCGGUGAUCACGCAGCAGAAAGAAGCGGUGGAGGCGCUACUCGCAGCCGGCGCUGACCCCGCGCUGACGGAUCGCUAUGGCAACACGCUGCUCCACCUGGCCUCUCAGCAGAAUGGAGGGGAGAUGGUGCACUUUUUAUUAGGACACCGAUCCAUGAGAGGACUGCUGGAGACCUGCAACACAGCCGGUCUGUGUGCCAUCCACCUGGCAGUUCUGGCCAAUCAGCUGACCUCGCUCAGGGAGCUGUUGGAGGGCGGAGCUAACGUGGAGGCUCAGGAGCGCAGCAGCGGAAGGACCGCCCUCCAUCUCGCCACCGAGUACGACAACGUGUCGCUGGCGGGCUGCCUGCUGCUGGAGGGCAACGCCGUGGUUGACUGCUGCACCUUCAAUGGCUCCACCCCUCUUCACAUCGCCGCAGGGCGAGGGUCCAUCAAGUUAACCGCUCUCCUCAUGGCUGCAGGCGCAGACCCCGACAAGGAGAACCUAGAGCCACUCUUCUUCCGAGAGGACGAGGAGGAGGAGGAAGAUGAGGGAUACGUUCCCGGCAGCAGCCCCAUCAACAUGGCUGCCUCCGCUCAGGUGCUGGAGCUUCUCAGCGGAAAAGAGUACCGUCCCAAAUCUCCCGGCCUCGCGGUCCCCCCUCAGGGCGACCUGGCGAGCCUCGGUGCCGACGUGAAGCAGACGCUGUGUCGAGGUCUGGAGAGUGACGGAUGCUGGGAAGAUCUCGCCGACAGUCUGGGUCUUGGGAUCCUCAAAGCUGCUUUCAGACUGAGCCCCUCCCCCUCCCAAACCCUGCUGGACAGCUAUGAGGUGUCUGGUGGGACAGUCCACGACCUCACGGCUGCCCUGAGGUCAGUCGGCCAGUGUAGAGCACUGAGCGUCCUGGAGGAGGCGCUGUGUCACCACGACAACGAGGCGGCAGGUAAGCUCACGGGCGCCGUCGUCUCUGCAGGCGACACCACGCACGCCCAGCUGCGGGAUCUGAAGUUUGACGCGCGGGUGGACAGCGGCGUGUGCGACAGCGGGGUGGAGCUUUCCACAGCGUAGGGCGACCUUCGAGUGUGGAAAGGAAGUGUCCUCAAAUACAACCUCCUUCCCUCCUAAUGCCACUUGAAGCCUAUUGUGACGUUCAAUGUCUCCUUCAUAGCAGGACAUUUGAGUUUUGUGUGGACACGUUAUUUUAUUUGUUCCUUUUACUCCAUGAAGUUUUGACACGGAUCACAAAGACUCUGAUCUAUUUAUCUGGACCUUUUAUUAAUAAAGUUUUUUUAUACGUCA